Molecule: messenger RNA, 2939 nt
Organism: Trichobilharzia regenti
Lineage: Eukaryota; Metazoa; Platyhelminthes; Trematoda; Strigeidida; Schistosomatidae
Source: the annotation of a GenBank genome assembly
GCAUGGUGUCUAUGACUACAGGAUCGUUUAUUUCUGCAGCUAAUAUCAAUACAGGUGUUAAUCAACUUAGUAUAUGGCUUACUAGUCAAGCUAUUAAUGUACCAGCUGGUUGGAUUGAUGCCUGUGUUGCUUGGCUUGCAGAAGAGCAUGGUGGUAUUGAUGCAUGCGGUCAUUUAACAAAGUCUGAUUGGUGUCAACUAAUCUAUGAACAAUGGCUUCAUUCUGAUUUGAAACAAUUGGCGUGUCCUGUCCUUCCGUCAACUGUACCUACUGGAAACAACAAUCGCAGUGAUUAUUUAAGAAGUAGUAAUAGCAGUAGUAAUACAAAUGAUACUGGCUCACAUGCACUUAAAUUAGAUGGUGAACUAUGCCUUCAGGUUGUCAAUCUAUUUAACAUUGGUGAAUCAUUCUAUGGUCAAUUGAGACGAUAUGAGGGUAAUUUAAGUGUUAAUCUGCCACCAUUGGAAGUGGAUGGCGAUGAAAAUCCUGAUGGUAAUGCUACUCAAAUGACACAGGCUGUUAGUCAAUAUCUUAAUCAAAGUACUACUCAAACAAAUAAUACUCGUCAGUCAACAGUGGCCAGUUGUGUCACUUUAAUUUUAACUGAUGGAGUUCAUGAGAUUAAAGCAAUUGAAUUUGGUAGUCGAUCAUCACUAGGAUCUCGAUCUUCUGCACUAUCUUUCAAUGAAUUAUCACAAAAGUUUCGACCUGGUGUAAAAAUUCGUCUACGUGGACCAUUACUUCUACGUAACAAUGUUCUUCUAGUUCCUCCUGGUGCUAUACAAUCAUUAUCUAGUCGUCAGCUAGAAGUUUUAGGCGGAGAGGUAGAUGAACUUUUAGAAAAGUAUGAAGAGAAUACAAUGAAUGAACUUGGUAAACUAUUAGCUAAUAAAUUAAAUAUACCAUUGAAUGAGGGCAGCAGUCUUCCGUCAUGGUUUCCUCGUAUAACACCACAAGUUCAUGAUCCUAUUGACGGUUCUUUAUCUACACAAGAUUUGAAUAUCAAUGAUCAGCCUAAUCAUAUGUCAAAUAUUCAGAGAACGCAUCAAGAUCCUAACAGUAUUACUACUACUACUACUAUUAAUAAUAAUAAUACUGUUCAGAAUAGAGAUCCACUUAGUUCGAAUCGAUUCGCAUCAACUGUAGUAAUGCCGAACUCUCCAGAAUUAUGGGAUGAUGAGACAUUUGAUGAUGCAAUAUUAAGUCAUGCUGCACAAUCUUUGGAAAAACAGCUGAAUAAUAGCCGAAGUGGCAUACCAACCUCACGAUGUCAGUCUAUUCCCUCCUAUAAUGAUCCACUUCGACUACCAAAUUUUAUGGCUGAACAACUACAAACCCAGUCAAGUCAAUCAGAGAUGAGUAGUAAUGAAGAUAGUUUAUGUACAAAAAGAAUUGGUGAUGAUCUGGAUGAGGAUGGUGAUGAUGAUCAUGAUCCGUUUUUAGACGAUCAAGUGGAUCCAGAUAUUUUAGCCUCAGCAUUAGCUGAUAUAGACGAUCAUAAACCUGUGAAAGAUCCGAUAGUUCAACAGCCAAUAGUAAAUGUUGUGAAAUCGUUCCAUUCUGCGAUAAAAGUAUCCCCAACACCACUGCCAACUGUAGCUACCGCUUCUUCUUCUUUUUCGUCGUCGUCGUCGUCAUCUUUAUCCUUAACGGCAAACAGCUUCACAUCCAAUCAACCUUUAAAAGUACAGUCAGAAUCAAAACAAACUUUGAAACAAACACUUUUAAAUUUAUACACACGUAAUGAAGUAUUGACAAAAAGGGGGGAUAUGGAUGCCCCUUCUUCCUUCUCUUCCUCUUCCUCUUCUUUGCCUAAAAUCCAAUUGGCCAAACCUUCACCAGUGGAAUCUGCAAAAUUAGCAAUUAUAAAACCUAAUACUGAUAUUGAUGAUAGCGAAGAUCUUUUGCCUCCAGCGCCUAAACGUAAGCCAAUUGAAUUGAAACAAAACACUUCCUCGGUUAAUGUUGUUAGUGCUAGUAAAAGUAAUUUGAAAGAUAUCAUCCUACGGCCAACUGUUUCUUCAUCUGGUUUGUCAACGAUGUUAAAGACAGAUGAAGAAAAAUGGAAAACACUUUCUAGUAAAAAUAAUAAUGAUAACAACAACAAAAGCAGUAAUGAUGUUAGUUAUAAAACUCAAACAGCUAUUUGUCAGCCUAUCACAAUUUCAUCACAAACUGAUUAUCGAUUUCAACCAUUUUGUUACAUUCAAGAUAUGUAUCAUGAUCUAUUACAAAAUAAUGUGAAUAAUGGAAAUUUGAACAGAAUAUCUUCUGUAUAUAGAAUUCGUGGUUUAUUAAUAAGUUUACUGUCAUCAUUAGAACAUCAUCAUGGUACUAAAUGGACAUUAGCUGUACGCAUUACAGAUGGCAGUGCAAUUGUUGACUUAGAUGUAUCAUCUGAAUUAUUAACUGAAUGGAUUGGUUUAUCACCACAAGAAAGUGAAUCACUGAGACAAAUGAGUCGUUUAGAUCCAAAUUCUUCUAGUUCAUUUACUGUUCAAGAGGCACAAAAACAUCGUCAACGUUUGCGUACAGCGCUAACAAAUUUUCAAGGCUUUUUAUCACAUUUAGGCGGUUUAUUCACUAUUACUGCACAACAGUCGUCGACAUCAGACGAUUCUAAUAAAGCAACAACGCUAUCUGACACAGUUGACAAGAAUUGUAGUACUUCAGUUAGACAGUCUAGUGAUGAUAAUAACACGACAGCUGACAAAGCUGUCCGACCACUUUUGAUUGGUUACAGUGAAUUGGAUCAUUGUUGGUUGAGAGAAUUACAGAAUCGAGUUUAUACGUGUUAUAGUGAUAAAAAAUUCAUUCAAAAGUUAAAAAAUGUGUUUCAUUAAAUUUGUAAUUAACUUUUUAACUAUUUUGUUUGUUUAUUUCCGAAUACACUUGUUUCUUGUUGAAAAAAGAUUUAAAAUAAAUUAUUUGUAUAUAUA